Molecule: messenger RNA, 1176 nt
Organism: Penicillium diatomitis
Lineage: Eukaryota; Fungi; Ascomycota; Eurotiomycetes; Eurotiales; Aspergillaceae
Product: Nif3-like dinuclear metal center hexameric protein
Exons: 4
Coding region: 1-1176 (391 amino acids)
Cellular component (GO): cytoplasm; mitochondrion
Source: RefSeq, a predicted model, not a curated record
AUGGCGUCUUCUUCUGCUUCUACGACUUCAUGCUCGCCCUUUACCCAGGCCGUGGUGGGCGCUAUGCGAAAGCUCUACCCUGAAGAGCUGGCAGACAAGAGCUUCGACAAUACAGGCUUACUUCUUGAAGCUCCCUUUGAGCCCACGCGCCGACAAAAAAACUCGGUCCUGCUGGCCAUCGACUUGACUACCGCUGUGGCAGAUGAAGCCAUCAAGCGACAGGACUCUGCUAUUGUCGCCUAUCAUCCCAUCAUCUUCCGUGGCCUCAAGUCCAUCACUCUGGCCGACACUCAACAGCGCUCACUCCUCCGGCUGGCCCAACAUGGAAUCAGCGUCUAUUCUCCCCACACAGCCGUCGACACCGUCCCCAACGGCAUGGCCGACUGGCUGUGUGACGUGGUGACGUGCAACUUCUCCCGGUGCUCCUCCUCGCCAAUUGAUGGACUCAAGCCCAGUAUCCAAACCUGCUCCUCCAGCUUCUACUCUGCACCAACCUACCCGCAACCUCACGCCGUGCCAUCCACUACCAACACCGAGAGCGACAUUUCCUCCUCCUCCCCCUCAUCCUCAUCUCCUCCUCAACAGAUGCCUCACUCGCGCUCAACCAUUCACCCGUCCCCCUCGGCGUCUAUUCCCGACGGCUUCGAGGGUGCGGGCGCAGGCCGCCUCGUCACGUUCGAGUCCGCUCAGCCUCUCACCACUCUAAUCGAUAACAUCGGUCGAGGCGUCGGUCUCCAACCCGGCAUCCCCAUCGCCAUCCCCCAGGGUCAAUCCGUAGACUCCAUUCAGAUCCGAACAGUAGGAAUGUGUCCCGGUUCCGGAUCAGGCGUCCUUCUUCGCGGCGGGCAGAUUCCCGAUCUGCUGUUCACCGGAGAAAUGAGUCACCACGAGACUCUUGCCGCCACGGAGCGGGGAUCCGUCGUGAUCUCCCUGGCCCAUUCGAAUUCCGAACGAGGCUAUCUCCGUGCCGUGAUGCAGUCGAAAUUGAAGGGCGAGUUGUCGCGGCGCUGGGAAACCGAGCGGGCGGCGGCGCUCAAGGCCAUGCAGGAAAGUGCGAAACAGGGUGGUGCGGCGCCUUGGACGUCAGCGGAGGAUGUGUAUGCGGAUGAAACGGUGGAUGUGGCGGUGAGUGAGGCCGAUCGUGAUCCGUAUGGAAUCAUGAUCUGGCGGGCCUAG